GCCUCCUAUACGUGUCUUUUAAUACAAAGACAUUUCAAGUCAAGAUGACGACCGCUGCCCAGCCCGCCCCCGACAUCAUGGAAUCCCUUGAAAAGCACAAUGCUGCUUUCACCACCCUCCUCUCUCUUAUCCCUGCUCAAUACUACAUUGCCGCCGAUCCCGAGGUUGCCGAUAGCAAGUGGAUGAAGAACAAGAAGAGAAAGACUGGUGAGGAAAUCAAAGAGAAUAAGAAGAAGGUCAAGCAGGCCAAACUCGACCCUUCAAAGAACCUCACCACCGCCGAAAUUUUAGCCCAGAACAACAAUGGAGAAAAAUCUCCCGAAGAGUCCUCGGAUGCUAUCGCUGGACCAUCUACCAAUCUCACUCCUCUCCCACCUACUGCUUCCAUCUCCGAACUUCGUGCCAAACUCCAACAGCGUCUCAAGACAUUCCGUUCCCGCCGAGGAGCCGGCGACGGCGAAGAGACCAACGACGGAGCUUCAGUCUCUUCAAGAGAUGCUUUGGAGGAGGAAAGGAGGAGGAAGAGGGGUGAGAUGAGAGACCGAAGAAGGAAUGAGCGAAAGGAGGAGAGGAGGAAAGAGAGGGAAGGUAAAGCAGAGAAGAAGGAGAAGAAGGCUGCUCAGCAAGGGCCAGACGACGUGAAAGCGAAGACAGCGAAGACCCAGUUGAUCGUGCCUCAACCUAAGAACACUAUCAAUGACGAAGACCUUUCCUUCCCUGCCAUCUCACUCCCGUCCAAGCAGUCCGACAAAUCCGGCACCCAUCUCAAACGGAUCUCCAAUCCUUCCCAGGCUCUUGCCCAUUUGGAGAAACACAAGGCCAAAUUGGCCGCGAUGCCAGAGGAUAAGAGGGCUGAGAUUGAGGAGAAGGAGAGAUGGGCGAAAGCUGAGGAGAGAGCGAAGGGUGGAAAGGUUGCCGAUCAGGAAAAGGUGCUCAAAAAUGCUGUUAAGAGGAAGGAAAAGACAAAAACGAAGAGUUCCAAGGAGUGGGCUGAACGAAAGCGCGAACUUGAGAAAUCAAACGCCAUCUCCCUCAAGAAGCGUAACGACAACAUUGCCAAGCGUGCAGAGGAGAGGAGGAACAAGCGUACGGGGGGUAGCAAGGAUAAGGGAAAGGGGAAGGGUUCCAAGAAGGGGCGACCCGGCUUUGAGGGGAAAAAGGGGAAGAAGUGAGCGCUUGUACUAUACCCUAGACAUAUCUGGCCUUUUGCUUUGGUGUUCUCCAUGUAUUUGCAUAUCUA
Messenger RNA from Cryptococcus deneoformans JEC21, 1240 nucleotides. RefSeq names its product establishment of cell polarity protein, putative. The record is from RefSeq and is a predicted model, not a curated record. Gene Ontology annotation, molecular function: DNA binding; RNA binding. Bases 45 to 1172 code for a protein of 375 amino acids. NCBI's taxonomy places the organism in Eukaryota, Fungi, Basidiomycota, Tremellomycetes, Tremellales, Cryptococcaceae. The transcript has 4 exons. Gene Ontology annotation, cellular component: nucleolus. Gene Ontology annotation, biological process: ribosomal small subunit biogenesis; ribosomal large subunit biogenesis.